AUGGCCCUUGCUCCAUCUUUCCAUCGCUCCCUCACCACCACCACCAUGCCCAUCUUCAAAACCCCACACCCGAUCUCCAUCACCAUCCGCGCACUCUACGCCGAGUCGACAGUGACUGCCGGCGACGGCGCGCGCGACACCGAUUCGACGACCGUGGAGAUUACGCCGUACAACCCGUCCAACGCCAAGGACGUCGACGAGGCCAAGAAAAUCACUGUCGAGCAGCCCACGUCGGGCCAGAUUGUCAUUACCGCACCGCCGCCGACGUGGUCUAGCAUCUUUACGCGCGGCACGGCGGUCAUCCGCGUCGUGUCGCCGAUGCACUCGAGCGUGGACGCCAGCGCGCGCAAGGGCGCCAUCUCCGUCGCGGGUGACGUCACCAAUGUCGUCCUCAAGGCUGGGUCGGGCGCGCUGCGCGUUGACAGCGCAGACAAGGUCGAGGCCAACACGGGCAACGGCACCAUUGUCGUCGGCCGGUGCCGCGGCCCGCUCAACGUCCAGAGCCACAACGGUGCCGUGACGGUCGACUAUGCGGGCGCCGACGCCGUGGUGCAGACGUCCAACGGCGCGCUCAAGAUCGGCAAGGUCGUGCAGGCGCUGCAGGCACACACGGCCAACGGCGCCGUCACCGUCGACGAGGCUGGGGCAGACGUCGAUGCCACAACGCACAACGGCCUCGUCCGCCUGUCGUACGUCUCGCGCGGCGCCAUCCGCGCCAAGACCAACAACGGCAAAGUGUGGUGCGGGAUCGCGCGCGACACGCGUAUUGCCAGCAUUGACGCACACACGGUCGCGGGCCGCGUGCACAACUCGAUCACGGACAACGGCGGGUCCAAGGGCAAGGUCAACGUCCGCCUCAACACCAACUCGGGAGACAUCUAUGUCGACCGCGCCGACGCACCGCCGUCCGGGGGUGUCGACAGUGUGGCUGAGGGCGUUGGCAGGCUGGACUUUGCCUCUGCCUCUGGUUCCGGCUCCAACCCCCCUCCCCCACCGCCACCCCAGGCGCAGCACAUCGUGACCGAGGAGCAGGACUGGGGACCCAUCCCGCCACCCUCGCAGCCGACGUACGAGACCCUGCCGCCGCGGUAUAACCAGGACUGGCGCGUGGGCGAGACGGCCCCGCCCGGGUCGACGACCGGCAAGUAG
This is a messenger RNA of Apiotrichum porosum, 1149 nucleotides long. RefSeq lists its product as uncharacterized. The transcript has a single exon. Lineage: Eukaryota; Fungi; Basidiomycota; Tremellomycetes; Trichosporonales; Trichosporonaceae. Bases 1 to 1149 code for a protein of 382 amino acids. The record is from RefSeq and is a predicted model, not a curated record.